CUAGAUGGCAUUUGUGUACCUUAGCACUCAUUUACACAAGUUACUUUUGGUUAAUUUAAUUUUGUGUAUUUUGAUAUUUUGAUUAUUUUCUAGUGUUUAUUGUGUUUCUAUACUGAAUUGUUGUUUAUUUGAGCAAGAUUAAUUUUUUCUAAGAGAUUAUUGGUUAUUUUAUUUUACUCCCAUCAUGCCUUUAUAUGUCACUUCCUGGUUUGUCACUUCCUGUUUUGUUAACCACAUGAAGAGAUGGAGCAAUGUAAUUGCUAACUUAAGAGUGUUUCUAUCUAUAUCAUAUGCCAUCCAACCAAGAAAAUUCAAGAUAUAACCCCCUCUCUUAGCUCACAAGCAGGCAAAAGUGUUCUACGGUGUUGGUGUUGAAGUUGAUGUCUGUAUUGGUGUCUAUGUCGAUGAAUGCAUUAAACAUCUGUGAAAAAGAACCUCAGCCUUCGCAAUGUGACUAAGGGCGGCAUAGUAGAACACUUCACUGCAUUGGUGAAGGCCAAGAGCAUCAGAUGCUAAAGCUACAAGAGGCACUACGUAUUGGCAAGGGAAGUACACCUUUUAAAGACUGCAAUUGAUUGAUUGAAGAAGCCGGUGAUCAAGUAAAGGCUGAACAAGCAAGCACUUUUAAGUUAGUGACUUGGAAGCAGCAUAAGGUCUUGUGAACUGUGCUAAAGUUUCAAUUGCAUUGGUAUUCCAUCACCUUCAUUCUAAGAAAAGGUUAAAUAUCUUUCUAUUGUUGGUUGGCUUACUAAGCUAAAAAGGAUUGAACAGAUAAGCAGUUGUGUUUUAUUAUUGAAGAAAUCUAAAGUGUCUAAAGUGAAUUUUCUUGUUAUAUUCAAGUGUUUUGUACAUGAUAAACAAUUUUAAGUGUGCAGAAUUUCACAUUUUACAAGCUGUAUUCAUUGUUCUGCUACUAGAUAUUUCCAUAUUAUGAUGUGUAUGGUUGUGUCACAUAAGUAUAUCCUACAUUAACACUAACAUUUUAUUGUCUUUGAGUACCACAUUGUAAAGCAAUACAGUUUGACAUGGCUGAUACAAGUGAAAAUACAGUGCUGUCCACUAGAGAAGUUAGCUAUGCAACUCCCAUUACACAAGAGUUAGACAAUGUAGAGCAGGUUAUCCCACCACAGCAUGCUGAUGUAGCUGGCCAAAUUGAAGUUGCUGAACAAGUGCAACAAACACAAGUCACAGAUAUUAGAAAAAGUCAGCGUGCACGCACACUUACUGAAAAGGGUAAAUCACUCCAAGAUGCUAAAUUAAAUGAAUUGAAGAGAAGCUUUGAGCAGAAGUACAGAAGAUGGAAAUAUCACAUCAAUGGUCUGAAGAGAGCCAUCAAGAAAAAUGAUGAUGCUGAAUUGAUUCUUGAAGUUGUGAGCAUUAUUAAUAGCACACAGUCAGAGGUUGAUCAUCUCUAUGAGAAGAUAAGAAGCAUCACAAGCCCUGACACAGAAAUAAGGAGGAAAAAUGACACAUGCCUCUCAAUUACUAGCAUUGCUAAUGAGAAAGCGCAACGGUUUCUAAAUGAAGAUCCUGAGGACAUACCCUGGCCUGAUUCAAAUUCAGUCUUUGAAACUACUGUGUCCACUAUCAUCUCAGCAACCUCCGGUAAGUCAAAGUCUGUUUCCAAGAUGUCCAGUCAAUCUUCCUAUAAUUCUUUGCAGAAAAGACAAGAAGCAGCAGCUGAAGUAGCGGCUACACAAGAGGUGAUUAAAAUAAUGAAGACACAACAUCAAUAUGAAGGGGAAAUUAGGAAACUUGAAGCAGAGGAUGAAAGGUUAACAGCCGAAAGAGAAGCUCAAGAAAGGGAGAUGGAAGCGGAAAAUGCUAGAAAAAGGGCUCAAUUUAUCUCAGAAAGUACUAUGAGAAAAAUAAAGCUGGAGGAGAAGAAAAAGGAAGUGGAAAGAUUGGAGGAACUAAAAAGGCAUAAUGCAGCACAAGCAAGGCUGCAAGUUUAUGUUGAAAGCAUCAAAGGUGAUGAGCUUGAACAGUGUUCUGUUCCUCUUCAAAGACAAGAAGAUUGUACUUCUUAUCCAAACAUUCCUAUUUCUCUUCCUCAGCCGCAAAGGCUCGCUCAAGUCACUGCUCCUUUAUACCAACCCUCUUGUUCUCCUCAAAGGGUUCCAAUCACAACAGCUCAUAUCUCCCAGUCAACUAAAUUUGUUGAUCCAAAUGAAGCCUCUAAUGAUCUUGUGAAGGCACUUGCUGAAGCGAUUACAGCCAAUAGGAUUCCGAUUCCAGAACCAGUUGUUUUCUCUGGAGAUCCUCUUACUUAUAAUGACUGGAAACUGUCCUUUCAAACGUUAAUUGAUCGCAAGAACUUGCCAGUCCAAGAAAAGCUCUUCUUUCUACGCAAGUAUGUGAGUGGUCCAGUCAAAAGAGCUAUUGAAGGACACUUCCUGGUUGGAACAGAGACCGCUUACACCGCUGCUUGGAACAUACUCAAUGACAGGUUUGGCAAUCCGUUUGUAGUCGGCAAGUCAUAUCGUGACAAAAUACAGUCAUGGCACAAGAUUGCUACCAAAGAAACCAAAGACCUCCGUGAAUUUGUAGAUUUCCUGAGCAGUGUUGAAUCCGCCAUGCCUUAUGUUCAAGGUUUACAGGCUCUAAAUGACUGUGUUGAAAAUCAAAGGAUAUCAUCCAAAUUGCCAGAAUGGUUAAGUUCUCGUUGGAAUAGAGCAGCAACCAAGUUUCAAGAUGAAUGUGGAAGAUUCCCUGAUUUCAAGUACUUUGUUGAAUUUCUCAACAAAGAAGCUAGAAUUGCAUGCAAUCCUAUCACCUCACUGCAAGCAAUAAAGCCAGUAGAACAAGAAAGAACCAAGUACACUGAUCAAGAUAAGUAUAAGUUCCAACGGAAUCGCAACUCAACUGCCAAGACAUUCACCACUAGUUCCAGUGAAAAGACUAGUAUUAUAUGUGUCUUUUGUAAGAGAUAUGGUCACACUCUUCAUAAGUGUCGCAAGAUUAUGGAAAGACCAGUUGAAGAAAGAUUGAAGUUUGUACAGGCGGAAAAGUUGUGCUUUGGCUGUCUUAAGACUGGUCAUAACUCAAAGGUCUGCCCUGCUAGGAGUGUGUGUGAUAAAUGUGAGAAAUGUCACCCAACAUGCCUACAUCAGGAUCGUGUAAAUAAAUACCUAGGACAAGGAUCUAGAAUCAUUCAAGAUCAAUCAAAGGUCAAUCACGGAUCUGCAGACAGAACAGUUGAAUCACAGAAGGUACAAGAGUCAAAGCCUGUGAUUUCAAAUAGAGUAGUUCAAGAAAGGAACAACACUCAUACUUCAUCGAUCAUUCCAGUAUAUGUCUCAACAACAGCUGAACCAAGGAAGGAGAUUUUAGUGUACGCCUUGCUCGAUACACAGAGUGACACUACUUUCAUUCUAAAGAAUACAGCUGAGACACUUGGUAUAAAGAAAGAACCAGUCAAACUCAAGAUUUCUACAAUAACGUCCAAAACAAAGGUUGUGUCUAGUCACAAAUUGAAUGGACUACAAGUAAGAGGAAUUCAAUCUGAAGUGAAAAUUAAACUUCCAACAACCUACACUAGAGACUACAUACCUGUCAAUAGAUCUCAUAUACCAACAUGUGAAACCGCCAAGAAUUGGCCUCAUCUAGAACAUCUGGCAGAUGAAAUGGCUCCUGCACUUGACUGUGAAGUAGGUUUGCUAAUAGGCUAUAACUGUCCUCAAGCCUUACUCCCCAGAGAUGUUCUCAGCGGUAACGAAGAUCAGCCGUUUGCACAAAGAUCUGUGUUGGGUUGGAGUAUCAUUGGAUACAACCAUUAUGACAGGCAGAACUAUGAAGAUGAAGUUGGUGUGAGUCACAGGAUUAUCUUAAAGCAAGUUCUACCAGCUGGUGAAAGAUCUCACAAGCUCAAGUCUGAAGUCUGUUUUAUACACAGGAACAAGGUUAAGGAAAUGAUCACUCCAGCAGAGGUACUGAAAGUUUUUGAGUCUGACUUCAUUGAAAGGAAGAAUGAGGAAGUCUCUACAUCACAAGAAGACUUAAGGUUUUUGGCAAAGUUAAACAAAGGCAUUAAGCAAACGCAAGAUGGACACUAUCAGAUGCCAUUGCCAUUUAAGGGCGAGAGACCAGAAUUGCCAAACAACAAAGCGUGUGCAGAGCAUAGACUCAAAUCCUUAGAGAAGCGUUUAAAGAGGGAUGAGCAAUACCACAAGGACUACUUGGCUUUCAUGAAAGACAUAAUAGCAAGAGGCGAUGCUGAAAAGGUUCCAGAGAUGCAGUUAAACAAUCAGCCAGUAUGGUAUAUACCUCAUCAUGGGGUUUACAACCCGCAGAAGCCAGGCAAGAUUCGCAUUGUCUUUGAUUGCUCUGCAAGAUUUCAGAAUACUUCUCUGAAUGAACAUCUACUGACUGUGCGACUGACUUUGACUUGGCCAUAGGAGAACAACCUAAAGUAGAAAUACUCUUGUUGGGGUCUUGUGUCGUUUCCGAAAGGGGCAAUUAGCCAUUAUGUGCGAUGUUGAGCGUAUGUUCCACCAGUU
Messenger RNA from Paramisgurnus dabryanus, 4499 nucleotides. RefSeq lists its product as uncharacterized. NCBI's taxonomy places the organism in Eukaryota, Metazoa, Chordata, Actinopteri, Cypriniformes, Cobitidae. The record is from RefSeq and is a predicted model, not a curated record. Gene Ontology annotation, molecular function: zinc ion binding; nucleic acid binding.